Messenger RNA from Hemisphaericaspora subhashii, 426 nucleotides. RefSeq lists its product as uncharacterized. The record is from RefSeq and is a predicted model, not a curated record. Bases 1 to 426 code for a protein of 141 amino acids. The transcript has a single exon. Lineage: Eukaryota; Fungi; Ascomycota; Pichiomycetes; Serinales; Debaryomycetaceae.
AUGAAAAGAGCUUCAUCUUCAAUAGAUUCAUGUUCAACAAGAUCUACCAAAAAACUAAGAUUAACAAUGACACCAACCAAUGAAUCCUCUCUAUCUUCAUCAGAUGGAAUACCAAAUAGAAUGAGUGUGAAACAACCAAUCUCAUAUAUCUAUCAUAACAACCCACCCAAACAAAUCAUCAACAAUAACAAUUCUGGUAAUUGUUUUAAUGGUGUUUGUACUCCAACUUGUUAUUUUAAAGAUAAUAUUCCAAUAUUACCUUCACAAGGAAUACUACCUAAUAAAUAUUUAUUUGAAGAUGAUGAAGAACAAGAAGAUGAUGAUGAUGUGGAUGAAUAUGAAUAUGAUGAUGAAGAUAUAUCUUAUUAUAAAGCAUCUAUGAAUCAAGAUUUAUUAAGAAUAGAUCAAUUAAUAUUAAUGAAUUAA